ACCUCUCCCUUCUCCUCUUCUUCCGCUCUAAUCCACACACUCCUGUCUUCUUCUGUUUUUUUUUCUUUUUUCUUUUCCACAAUUUCUUUCUACUCCGUAAUAAGCAGGGUUAGAAGAAGCUUCCGGUAUCAGUUCAUUAGUGAUAGAAUCUUUGAUUUUUCCACGCAAAUUUCGUGGUAUAUAGCAAUUCAAAGCCGAGUGUCUUUUCUGUAAUCUGCUGUGUUCACAUCAUUCAAAUGAAUUGAGAAUUGAAAUGGUUGAUUCUAUCUGGUUCCUGGGCAAAGCAUAAAGUCUGCAAUUCUGUGUGAGGGUUAUUUUUGUGCUAGCAAUCAACAUGACUUCAUCCUCAAGUCAUGACCAUUCAGAUAAUAGUGAGAAGGAACAGCAUCAAAACCACUCGGAGCAUGAAAUUCAGUCUUCAUCAGAUUUGAUUCCUCACCUUGGAGUCAUUGUACCAUUGGCUUAUGCAAUGCCUCCACAUGAUGGAAAUGGAAAUCCUAUGGCACAGACGAUGUAUCCAUAUCCAGAUCGUUAUUACAGACCCAUAUUUGCUCCUUACGAUACACAGCCUUAUGCUGCACAACCUUACCCAGCUCAGCCAAUGGUUCAUCUUCAAUCGAUGGGGAGUCAACAAGUACCUGGGGUUCCUUUGCCAUCAGAUGCAGCACUUGAAGAGCCUGUCUUUGUUAAUGCAAAACAAUAUCAUGGCAUAUUAAGGCGUCGACAAUCUCGUGCCAAAGCUGAAUCUGUAAACAAACUUCUCAAGCCCAGGAAGCCAUACUUGCAUGAAUCGCGACAUUUGCAUGCACUAAGAAGGGCUAGGGGAUGCGGUGGGCGAUUUACUUCAAAGAAAAACGAGAAACAAUCAGGAAAUGAGCCCGACCAUUCAGGGGAUGAUGAUGAUAAAUCACUGCCCAUUGUCAACCUCAAUUCUGAAGAUUGUGAAAUUGCCUCAGGACGCGCAUCUUGAUUCUUUCUACACCCGGGUUUUUUUUAAAGUUUAUCUCAGGAACCAUACCAUACUACCACAAACUUUGCCUCCCACACCCCAUUUAGUAUCAUGUGUGUGAACAAAAUAUUGGAUUAGGUGCUAAUUUGGGGUAAGAGGGUUGGGGUGCAGAUAGCUUUUAUCAUAUCUCAGUGUGUAAAAAUCAGAAAUAGGCUUUUUUAGGACAGUGGAAGAAGAUGUGGGUAGUGUGACUGUGAUUUGCAGUGGAAGAUAGAAUGAAGAUAUAGAUGCAGAACAUGAACUUCUUAAAGUUUGUAAUGGUCAUUGAUCCUACACAAAUGUGAUGGUGUAAAUUACCGGGUUAUUCCUUAUCGAGU
Molecule: messenger RNA, 1326 nt
Organism: Cuscuta campestris
Lineage: Eukaryota; Viridiplantae; Streptophyta; Magnoliopsida; Solanales; Convolvulaceae
Source: the annotation of a GenBank genome assembly